Messenger RNA from Pomacea canaliculata, 1254 nucleotides. RefSeq lists its product as uncharacterized. The record is from RefSeq and is a predicted model, not a curated record. The transcript is spliced from 5 exons. NCBI's taxonomy places the organism in Eukaryota, Metazoa, Mollusca, Gastropoda, Architaenioglossa, Ampullariidae. Bases 151 to 840 code for a protein of 229 amino acids.
GUGAGCUGGACGAGAGCGCCACCUUGCGCUGCCGUCUGGAAACCUCUGACCGUUGGUACGUCAUCUCCUGGUCCAGACUCCAUGACAACGGCACAGAAACGGUGAUCGUCAGACUCCCUUCAGGACAAAUGGUGCCUGAUUGGAACCCGGAUGUCAGAUCGGUGCGGGAAAGGUUCCAGCCCUCAUCACGGUGCAGGCGGGGCUGGUGGAGUUCAACCUCGUGGUUGCGCCCUCACCUGUGCCGACAUGGGGACAUACCGGUGUCGUGGAGUCUUCGGUGCUACUGAGGACUCCUCGGAGUACACAGACCUUCAGUUGCGACAGCCUCCAGGGACUCCCCGAGUGACGUAUGAUCACGAAACUCCCGGACACAGGAGAGCCACCUGGCGGCUGAGCUGUCACGCGGAUGCCGGCCUCCCGCCGCAGGAGUUCCAGUGGUACGUGAAAGCACCAGACAUGCGUCACUUCCAGAUCGCCGAGGGCCAGGCGGAAGUCGAGUACUUCACCAAUGACGGCUGCAGGGUGAUGUCACGGCGGGCGUUGCUGGUGUCGUUGGCUACUGAGGACCGCGGCACAAUGUACCGGUGCGCCUUGCCCGACCAUGUGGACGAUGACAGAUAUUACGAUGAGGUCACAGUGGAACAGCUUCCAGCUGUGUCAAUCAAAGAAGCGACAGGAGAUCUCAACUGUGUGGACGAUAAUUGUUUGAUGCAAGCGGAAACCAAGUCUCAGAAAAACUCAAGUCAACGCAAGUGCAUUUCAACUUCGACAAUUGGAUUAUUCGCUGUCGUCAGCUACCUAACCGGAUACAGCUUAUCCCUCGUCAACAUAAAGGAAUGAUGUCGCCUAGCAACAACUAUUUCGGAGGAACAGCAAGGCGACUUUCUUGGCAUCCCCCGGCUCCCCCAUCAGUGAAAAUUUGUCCUGCUGGCAGCUGACAUGGGGUUAUCCUACGAUGAAGAUUUAGUGAACAUAAUCACAUCAUUAUUAUUGGGUUUGGUAAUAGAAGUUAGCUUGAAAGAUUUCUCAGGAAACUGUUCCUCAACAUCACCCAAACCUCAUAUAAAUAUACACUAAAACCAAGAAAAUAUUCCCUAUAGUCUUUUAGUCAAAAUAUAUACAAGAUUAAUUUUUCCCAGUUUAUUAGUUGCCCCCAGCUCUUUUUUUUUUGGUUUAGGUUUGCCUCAUUCUUUUAGCUUUUCCUAUCUUUAUGACAUCAGUUACUACCCAUAAUUCCUUGCUGACGUGUAGAAA